AUGGCUGGAAGGAAUGAUGCUGCAAUUGAUGCUUCUUUGGAAGCAAUGGCUCAGGCUUUGGAACAUCAUCUGAACAUUGGUGAGAACGCUGCGUCUCGCAAUUUGGCUACCUUCAAAAGAGAGAAUCCACCUGUCUUGAAGGGCACUCAUGAUCCUGAUGGCGCAUUGACAUGGCUAAAGGUGAUUGAGAGAAUCUUCCGUGUGAUGGAUUGUACUCCGGAUCAGAAGGUUAAGUAUGGGACUCAUAUGCUAGCAGUCGAGGCUGAUGACUGGGAAUUCUCGAGGAAGUACUUUCCUGAGGAUGUUCGUGGAAAGAAGGAAAUCGAGUUCCUUGAGUUGAGACAAGGGAAUAAGUCAGUUGUUGAGUAUGCUUCUAUGUUUGGAGAGUUGGCUAAGUUCUACCAACAUUAUGAUGGACCAACUGGUGAAUUUUCGAAGUGCAUCAAUUGUCGAAUCUCGGAGGAAGACAAUAAUGCUCAUUAUCAGGUUAUUAGUGAGAAACAGGGGAAGAGUCAACAAGGUCGUGGCAAGCCUUAUGAUGCUCCUGUUGGAAAGGACAAGAUUCUUCAAAUUGGAAAGAAUGCUGGUAAUAGUAAAGGCAUUGGGUAUAUUCAUCCAGGAAAGGCCAAGAACAAUGUGACAGAAGUGAAAUUUGUUCCAGCUGGAGGAAAAUAG
Vicia villosa (hairy vetch) is the source of this 675-nucleotide messenger RNA. RefSeq lists its product as uncharacterized. The transcript is spliced from 4 exons. Bases 1 to 675 code for a protein of 224 amino acids. The record is from RefSeq and is a predicted model, not a curated record. Lineage: Eukaryota; Viridiplantae; Streptophyta; Magnoliopsida; Fabales; Fabaceae.